AAAAGACGAGACGACGCCGACUGAUUCGUGUUAUGUUGAAUUUAAUUUAUUGUGAUAAUUUUUAAGUUACCUAUCUAGAUACUAUGGAUUCAGAAAAUUCUGGCGACAAACCGAAGCUUUUUGGCAAGGUUAAAUAUAAGAUCACAGGAAAAGUUGAUGAAGAGAUUGAACAACUUCUUCAAAACAAUGGUGCUGAAGGAUUCAGUUACUUCUCUGAUUACGUAACUCACUGCAUCGUGGGCACUGAUCCUGUUGAUACUGAUAUAAGCGAUGCCAACGAAUUGUAUGAAGUACCAGCAGUCACACCUGAGUGGGUCUCAUAUAGUCUCAAGUGCAACAAGCUAUUGCCUACUUCUGCUUUCAAGGGUGGUGAAAAACUGUUAUUUACUGGAGUUGUUGCACACUUCUCAAAAUUGACCCGAGAUGACCACAAGAAACUGUGGGCGAUGCUAAAGUUUUAUGGAGGAGUUUACAGCUCUAGCUUCAACAAGAACACAACCCAUUUGAUCGUUUCGAAACCUGAAGGGGAAAAGUAUGAACAAGCGUUGAAGUGCUCUGACAUAAUCCAUGUGGUAACUCCAGAUUGGCUCAUUGACUCAGUUCGAACUAACAGCCUCUGCGCAGAGAUUUUAUAUCACCCUCGCCUAUUGAUCAUCGAGAAACCCCAAAAAUCAGACUAUCAGUCUACAGCUCACAUAACAGGUUUUGCGGAUGAUGUGGUCCCAGACGAGAACUCAAGUAGCGGAAUCGUACCCAGUUCAGAAAUAUUACAGCAACUCAAGCUGCGCAUGCCUUGGAACCAACCAAGCCAAACUGUGUCGUCCGCCUCUUCUACUGCUGGGCCUAUGGGAGGCCCUCUAAUCCAGAAACAGGCUUUUACCAGCUCUCAAAUGGGUCUUGCCCCGCCUCGUCCAAUGUCAACCAUUAUGCAGCAAAAUCGGCCACAGAUACCCCAGCAUCAGUUAUUACAGCAACGUACCUUGCAACAGCAGAGGUUGAUCCCCCAAUCCCAGUGGCGUCCUCAAAACCAGCUUCAACAGCAGCAAAUGGGACAAAAGCCUGGACUUCAACCGAUCCAUCAACCCCAGCAGCAGCAGCAGCAGCAGCAACCAAUUCAGCAGCAAGGAGUUUUGCAACAAAAUAUCCAGCAACCGCAGCACAUCCAGCAACAUCUGGUGUUGGCUCAGCAGAAAUCGCUCUUGCAGCAGCAGCAACAGCAGCAGCAGCAACAACAACAGCAGCAGCAGCAGCAACAACAACAACCUACCCAGCAGCACUUCAUCGUGCACGAGGCCAAUCAAACGAGUGGAGGAGUGCAGGCACAACAGCAGCCCCAGCCCCAACAACCUCAGAUGGUGCAGCAUCAGCAGGGCUUUGUCACACUUUCCAAUAACAAUCAGAUCAACUGGAAUCAGCAACAACAACAACAGCAGCAGCAACAAUUCCAGUUGCGUCAACAGCAACUACAACAACAGCAACAACAGAAUCAACCACAGAUACAACAGAGACAAAUCACUUGGACCCAGCAAACUCAGCAGCAGAACCCGAACCAAAGACAGUUGAUUCAGAUGGACAAAGCUACCCAUGCACAGUUGCGCCAACUGGACCCUCAACAGAGAACAAUGUUCCUACACAAUCUGCAGAAGCAACAACAGAUCGCAAUACAAAGACAGAUGCAGCAGCAGCAACAACAGCAAAGACAGGUUGUGCAGGGAGGAGGUAUUGCUGGCAGCACUGUCGUAGUUAGUGGAGCAUUGAGACAACAAUCAGUGGCAGUUAUCAGAGGACACAUACCUUCUGGGCUGAACCCUCAACAACAACUGCAAUGGCUUCAGCAGCAACGCCAUCAGCAGCAGAUUGUGAUACAGCAGAACACUCAGCUGAGGCAGCAGGUGUUGGUACACCCACAACAAGGUGACAGGCAGAUGCCUGCACAGCAACUCAUCACUAGCAACAGUCCUACUGUAGCUCAGCAGCCACAGUGGGUGGCAGACGCUCAGUUGCAAGGUCAAGUGGGAGUUGGAUCUCAACAACAGAUGGCUCUGAGGCAGCAACAACUCCAGCUGCAUCGCUUCCAACAACUGCAACAGAAGCAACAAGUUCCCACUGCCAAUGUCAGACUUGCCCACCCCACCACCCCUCAGCCUAUGCUGUUCAACAAUCAGAUGGCUCAAGGGAAUACAGUCGCCCAAGGCCAUCAGCCAAUACCAGAAGCUGCCGACUCAGUGGCCUCCUCUACAGAUUUGUUUUCGGGAAAUCAGCAGGGUGCGGGCCAGUCUCAAGCCUUCAUGGUGAAUGCUAAAACUAAGACAGCUCUAGCAAACAUGUUGAGCAUCAGAUUACAGACGGGUCAAUCCGGUAGCGCUAGCAACACUCAGAUGUCCAGCAGUGUAGAAGGCAGUGCUGCAGGACAACUAAGACUCAUGACGGCACAGCACAUAGCUCAGCAGCUACAACCACCCCCUCCCACCUCUGCCCCAACCCCUCAGCCAACCCCUACACAGAUGCGAGGACCAGUAGGAGUACAGAGUGGCAGUGUGCCUGUACGUGUAGGAGUGACUAUGAAGACUGAAUGUGGCCCAGUAACUCCCCCAGCCGUGCUAGGACCAGCCAACAAACCACCCUACACUCAGACCGCAGCUCGAGUGGCUGCAGUAUUGGCUAAGAGUGCUGCGGCUACUCAACCACCCCAACAUCAUCAGAGACCUCAGUUCUUUGGCCACAACCCUAAUUUAAAAUUACCUCAAGACAUGUUUUUGUUGGGCUGCAUCUUCUUGAUAGUGGAGUACGAUCGCACUGGAGAUAACAUCUCAGAGUGGACCCAUUGCAUUACGGAGUACGGGGGAGAAGUCGAGGGUUCAUAUACUCUGCGUGUUACCCAUAUCAUCUGUCAGACGCAGAAACAUCCGUUAGUCCAGCAGGGAAUAAGAGAUGGGAAGCGCUGUGUGACUGCAGAGUGGCUAAGUGACGUCUGCCUCAAACAGCAAGUGCUGCCUCCCUGGCUUGCUUUACACUUCCCUACCCCUUACAGCGAGGAAAAACCCUGCCGAAACUUGAUUAUCACUUAUUCUGGAUUUGAAGGCGAAGAACGCAGCAAAAUCAAGAAAAUGAUUGAGGCAACUGGAGCCAAACUGACAAAUUAUCUUUCAAGCCAAAAUAAUAUUUUGGUUUGUCGAAGGCCUGAUGGCAGUAAAUACAGAAGAGCAAGAGAGUUGGGCAAAUCUGUUGUCAAUGUCCAAUGGUUGAAUGAAAUAUUGUUUGGCCAUUAUUCCUGUCUUCAACAACCAGAUAGCCACAAAUACCAGCAGUAUCACUUGGGAAAUCCUUUUCGCAUCGAGUAUAUCCUUGUCCCUCAUCUAAUGGCGGCUUGGAAGGCACCAAUCAAUGUGACUCAGGAGUCAUAUGAAAGAUUGAAAAACAAUCCACCUAAUCCACGUAAAAAGAAACCGAGGAUAGUGCCUCCAAGUCAUUAUGUAGAUAAUAACGUGAACGAGAACAAAGACUGCAUGAUGGAAGGGAUCGAAGUCAUCAACCAUAACCCGCCCCCUCCUGAAAAAAGACCUUACGUACUAUUUUCCGGGAUAUACGGAGAUGAACUAAAAGAAGAGGCAAAGAAAGUGGUGAUGCUCGGCGGAGUGUUGGUGCAAGGCCCUAAUGAAGCCACACAUCUGGUGAUGGUAGGGAUGGGAAUAACAGUCAAGUUGUACGAGAGUGUUACCACUUGCAAGCACAUUGUCAACCUGCAAUGGGUCACUGACAGCUUUGCUCGCUCACAAUUUGUUGAUGAGUCUCCUUACAUUUACUCAAACCCUGAAUUGGAAAAGCAAUACAAUUUCAAGUUGGCCCAUACACUCUCCAUGCCCAACCGACGAAAUCUCUUCAAAGGCAAGAAGUUUUUCUUGUCUCCUUGUGUGAUACCAGGACGCAAUGCCCUAAGAGGAAUGAUUGAGUAUGCUGGAGGCAGCGUAGAUCGACAACGACGCUCCCUCAAGUUCAUGCUAGAUAUGGAACCCCUUUCAUACUUUGUUAUCGCAGUGCCCAAAGACUAUCAUCUGGUCGCAGAUGUGCUUCGUUCUAAUUUAGGAGUUUAUCCUGGAGAGUUUGUCCUAACUUGCCUUCUUCGUCAAAGCAUUGAGCAUGAAGCAGCCACAAUGGUGGUCAAGAGGAACAAUAAACAAGGACGGUGAGUGAUGUGGGAGCCCUGGCCGGGCAGCAGACCUCAGUGUGCCUUUCCGCUCCCCUGGCCUUCAGUAUAAUUACUGCAUCAACCAGUGUCUACAUCCCGAGUACUAAUUAAAAAUGUUUUUACCGAACCCUUAAUGAGACAUUAUGUUAAACUUUCAUAAGAAACAAUUUUCUCAAGAAAUAAAGUUAAGUUUUAGUUGUUUAUUACAUUUCAUUAAUGAAUAGACUCUUAUUUAAUGAACUAUGAAGAGCCAAAGAUAGUCAAUCCAUGUUAUUUUUCAUUCCACCAUAUCUCAGUUUAGUGUCAAUUUUCAUAAUGGUGGACUGUAUUUUUUUUACAUUUUGUACCUUGAUCCACAGUUAUGCCUUUGUGACUUUAUGAGUUAGUGUAAUUUCAGUUGAAUAUGUACUCAUAUCUCAAUAAGAAGGUACGGUGUAAGUGUGUGGAGUCAAAAAAGGUGUUAUUUUAGUUCCAGGAUUGACUUAACUAUUGUCAGACAAUGUUAGGUUUUCAAUACUUUCUGUUAGACAAACUUUUUUUGUAUUUUUUUAUGGUUCAAAGUACAGUAGUGCCUUUGUAGUUUUAUAAACAUUUUACACCAGACCUCACAAUACUCAAAAUGCUAGUAAUAGAAAAUUUAUAGAAUUUUUUGGCAAGCCAUGGUUUAUUUUGAAACAUGUUCAAUUACCUUUUAAAUUUAUGAGGAAGUAUUUAAGUUUAUCCUCCCAGAUAGCUUAAACAUAAUGUAAUUGUCUGUUCAUUCAUAAAAAUGUAUUGUAAUUAACUAAUUUUACUAUGCAAAAAAUAAAUUUCUACAACAGUACUCUAGUUAUGCAAUAAACUAAGACACUUUAUUUCCGGAUAAUCUGUAUUGCACAUCCAGAUAAGUUUGAGUUUGCAUAUUUAAGAUUUGUUUGUUCUAAAUAAAUAGUUUGUAAAAAAAUAAUAUUUUCCAUUUGAUAUUUCUUCUGUUUUAACUUAAGUUUCAGUACAACAUAAUUAAACAAACGUGUUCAAACUACCAUCAACUUUAAGUUUUUUUGUUUUAUGGAUUUAGUUUGAGGUUUUUUUUACCCUUUUAUAAUUUUAUGUUACAACUUGCUACUGUUUAUCACAUUGUAACUGGGAGGAUUUAUUGGUUUAAGAUGACUGCUUCCUCAUAUUAUGUUUUCUAUUUGAGUUUCUGUUAUUUUGAGUUAAGAAGGUAAUUCAAGUUUUAUUACUUCAUUUUUACCAGAGGACUUUUAAGUUUUUUUUCUUACACUGUACAAUGAGUUAAUCUAGUUAUUCAAUUUGUAUUACUUCAUUUUUACCAGGGAGGUCUUUUAAAUUUUGUUCCAAAUUAUAAUACGUCAGUAUACUGCUUAAGACUGUUUAUUCGUGAAGUUUAGUCUUAAAGAAAAAAAACCCAAAUUUGAAAUAACUAGUACAAAAUAAUACAAAUUGAACUAGUUUUGUUAUGGAAACAACAUUUCCUCAUGUGAUAAUUGUUAAUAGUAGUUAUAAGCUUUUGUAAAUUUUGAUUUCAUUUGUGA
Macrosteles quadrilineatus (aster leafhopper) is the source of this 5721-nucleotide messenger RNA. It is a transcript of the gene Ptip, whose product is annotated as PAX-interacting protein 1. Lineage: Eukaryota; Metazoa; Arthropoda; Insecta; Hemiptera; Cicadellidae. Gene Ontology annotation, cellular component: MLL3/4 complex. The record is from RefSeq and is a predicted model, not a curated record. The transcript has 24 exons. The coding region runs from base 84 to 4187 and encodes 1367 amino acids.